AGCAAUAUUAUAAUUGGCCAAAAAUGGGAUGUUAGUUCUAUUCUUGAUCAAAUGCCUCUCUGUCGCUUCUUUUUUACGCUUUCUUUCUUUUCUUAGCUGUUGCUGUUUCUUUCUCUUCUCUCUUCCUUUUUAUCUUUUGUGUUUUGUUCCUUGAUCACAGCUCGUCUCCCUUUGUCCCUGUAGCCUCUCAUUUUGAUUCGUCCUCUCUGGUUUAUUGCUCGUUGAUCCUUUGUUUCUGUUUGCUUUUUUGCGUCAUGGAUCGUGAUUUUCAUCGUCGUGGUGGUCAAGUGGCAAAGGAUCGUUCACCGAGCAGCCGCUUUGUUCGGUUAGAUAAACCGAGAUCUGUAGACGAUCUUGAUAUAGGCAAGAAAGGGAAGAUGCGUAGGUGGUUGUGCUGUUCUUGUCAUGUACAAGAAUCUAACCACCCUAGAGUUGAACAUAACCGAUCCAGAACACCUCCUACUCGCCACUACGACUACGGACGUAAUGAUAAGAAACCACCACCUCCUAUGAAGCCUGCCGUGUUGAAGGAGCCUCCUCCCAUUGAUGUACCUACAAUGUCACUGGCUGAGCUCAAAGAAAAGACUGAGAACUUUGGAUCUAAGGCUUUGAUUGGGGAAGGAUCCUAUGGAAGAGUGUACUAUGCAAAGUUUAAUGAUGGCAAGGCAAUGGCUGUGAAAAAGCUUGAUAAUGCAUCUGAACCAGAGACAAACGUUGAGUUCUUGACUCAGGUCUCCAAGGUUUCAAGGCUGAACAAUGACAACUUUGUUCAGCUUCUUGGUUAUUGCGUUGAAGGCAAUGUUCGUGUCCUUGCUUAUGAGUUUGCAACAAUGGGAUCAUUGCAUGACAUCUUACACGGAAGAAAGGGAGUUCAAGGAGCACAACCUGGUCCUACACUUGAGUGGAUGCAACGAGUCAGAGUUGCUGUUGAUGCAGCUAAGGGAUUAGAGUACUUACACGAGAAAGUUCAACCUGCUGUUAUACACAGAGAUAUUCGUUCUAGCAAUGUGCUUCUCUUUGAAGACUUCAAAGCCAAGAUUGCUGAUUACAAUCUUUCAAACCAAGCUCCUGAUAUGGCUGCUCGUCUUCAUUCCACUAGAGUUUUGGGGACAUUCGGUUAUCACGCACCAGAAUACGCAAUGACAGGACAGUUGACACAGAAGAGUGAUGUUUACAGUUUUGGAGUUGUGCUUUUGGAGCUUCUAACCGGGAGAAAACCGGUUGAUCAUACAAUGCCUCGUGGUCAACAAAGUCUUGUCACUUGGGCUACUCCAAGGUUGAGUGAAGACAAAGUGAAGCAAUGUGUUGAUCCAAAACUCAAAGGAGAGUACCCUCCUAAAGCAGUUGCAAAGCUUGCAGCAGUUGCAGCUUUGUGUGUGCAAUAUGAAUCAGAGUUUAGGCCAAACAUGAGCAUUGUAGUAAAAGCUCUUCAACCACUCUUGAGGUCUUCAGGAGCAGCUGCUCCUCCUCCUAACCCUCACACUUGAUUAUUCUUCUUUGUGGUUCUUGCAUAUUGGAUUCAUUCAUGGCUUCAAGGUUUCUUUUGUUUCUAUUUACAAAUGGUUAUGUAAAUGGAUUAUUAAAGAAGAGAUGGUGAGUAGAGGAACAUGGAUUUG
Brassica oleracea var. oleracea is the source of this 1616-nucleotide messenger RNA. Its product is annotated as PTI1-like tyrosine-protein kinase 3. Gene Ontology annotation, biological process: protein phosphorylation. The coding region runs from base 255 to 1487 and encodes 410 amino acids. The record is from RefSeq and is a predicted model, not a curated record. Lineage: Eukaryota; Viridiplantae; Streptophyta; Magnoliopsida; Brassicales; Brassicaceae. Gene Ontology annotation, molecular function: protein tyrosine kinase activity; ATP binding. The transcript has 7 exons.